AUGGCAUAUGAUGCAGUGCAGCGUUUGCUUGCUGUUGGCACUGGGCAUGGGGUGGUGAGGAUUGUCGGUGAUGUUGGAGUGGAUUAUUGCCUGAAACAUGAAUCAGAUGCAGCUGUACUUCACAUACAAUUCCUCAUGAAUGAGGGAGCACUGGUUACAGCAUGCCGCGAUGAUCUAAUACAUUUGUGGAAUUUCCGUCAAAAGGUUCCUGAAGUGUUGCACAGUAUUCAGCUAACCAAGGAGCAAGUUACGUGUAUCAAUCAUCCAUUCCAGAGUAAAUGGCUUUAUUUGGGCACUGAACGGGGUAAUAUAUAUUUUGUUAGUGUUGCAACAUUCACGUUAUCUACGUACGUUAUCAAUUGGAAUAAAGCUAUUGACUUGUAA
Gongylonema pulchrum is the source of this 384-nucleotide messenger RNA. The record is from the annotation of a GenBank genome assembly. Lineage: Eukaryota; Metazoa; Nematoda; Chromadorea; Rhabditida; Gongylonematidae.